This is a messenger RNA of Neoarthrinium moseri, 1197 nucleotides long. RefSeq lists its product as uncharacterized. Gene Ontology annotation, cellular component: chromatin; nucleus. Lineage: Eukaryota; Fungi; Ascomycota; Sordariomycetes; Amphisphaeriales; Apiosporaceae. Gene Ontology annotation, biological process: nucleosome assembly. The record is from RefSeq and is a predicted model, not a curated record. Gene Ontology annotation, molecular function: histone binding; chromatin binding. The transcript has 4 exons. The coding region runs from base 1 to 1197 and encodes 398 amino acids.
AUGGCUGAGCCCAUCAAGAACAGACGGGACGUCACUGCCCCGACCCCGCAGAACACUCCCGCCAACAACGCCCCCAUCUCUUCCCACGCACAACAGCCUGGCGUUGCCAGCAUCAAGGAAGAUGACAUGGCUGAGCGCGCUGCCGCUGCCUCUCUCUUCGCCCAGAACCCCGCUCUUGUCUCAAUGAUCCAGGGCCGCCUGGGCUCCCUGGUCGGUCGCUCGUCCGGUUACAUCGAGAAUCUCCCUGCUCCCGUCAAGCGCCGUGUUGCCGGCUUGAAGGGCAUCCAGAAGGAGCACUCGAAACUCGAGGCCGAGUUCCAGGAGGAGGUCCUCCAGCUGGAGAAGAAGUACUUCGCCAAGUUCACUCCCCUGUACCAGAAGCGUGCCGAGAUCGUCAACGGUGGCACUGAGCCCACCGACGAGGAGGUCGAGGCCGGCGAGGAGGACGAUGAGGAAGAUGAGGAGGCUGCUGAGGGCGAGAAGGAGCCCGAGGAGAAGCCCGCCGAGUCCACCGAGAAGGUCGACGGCAUCCCUGAGUUCUGGCUCUCUGCCAUGAAGAACCAGAUCUCCCUGGCCGAGAUGAUCACAGACCGUGAUGAGGCUGCCCUGAAGCACCUCACCGACAUCCGCAUGGAGUACCUUGACAAGCCCGGCUUCCGCCUGAUCUUCGAGUUCGCCGAGAACGAGUUCUUCACCAACAAGACCAUCACCAAGACCUACUUCUACCAGAACGAGAGUGGGUAUGGUGGCGACUUCAUCUACGACCACGCCGAGGGCGACAAGAUCGAAUGGAAGGAGGGUAACGACUUGACGGUCCGCAUCGAGAGCAAGAAGCAGCGCAACAAGAACACUAAGCAGACCCGCAUCGUUAAGAAGACCGUACCUACCGAGUCCUUCUUCAACUUCUUCUCACCUCCCAAGGCCCCCACUGAUGACGACGAUGACGCCGCAUCUGACAUCGAGGAGCGCUUGGAGCUGGACUACCAGCUUGGUGAGGACAUUAAGGAGAAGCUGAUCCCCCGCGCGAUCGAUUGGUUCACCGGCGAGGCGUUGGCAUUCGAGGAGAUAGAAGACUUCGAUGAGAACGACCUCGACGACGAGGACGAUGAGGAUGACGACGAUCUUAGUGAUGAUCGUGAUGAGGACGACGAGGAGUCAGAGGAAGAUGUACGUUUGCCUCUCCCCAUUCGUCCCUGA